GACUAAAUAUCACGAGUGGGUUCAGUAUGAGAGCUACAAGGAGUCACUGGACAAGGAAAUGUUGGGCUGGAAACAACAGCUGGACUCAAUUGGCAAUAAAGGACAACUUCCACUCAAUUCCAAACCUGCCCAGAUAGUACUGAACAACAUAAAAUCGAUCGAGAAAUCGUUGUCAGAGACCUCGGCUAAAAUAGACGCCCUCCCUGAAAGAUUCUCCGUCCUUCUCAAAUCCGACUCAAUUAUCACUGAUUUGAGUGACUCAUUCCCUGUAGUGACGUCAUCAUCUAGCACCACUGUUGACCAAUCAGGUUUCAGCGGCAGUAUUGACCAAUCAGGGGUCUCGGAUGGAGACAUCGAAGGCAUGCAGGAGGACUGUGGUUAUUUGAGAGACGAAGUUGAACAAUUCAGAAAACAAAUUGAGGACAGAUUGGACCAAAUUCGCACCUUGCAUUCCAAUCACGAGUCAAUUUCUGAUCACAUUGAGAAGUUCAUGAAGGCGGCGUCCACUCUAGAAAACGACGCUUCCAUGCCGGUCGCUCUGAAACUGGAAAAAGCCAGAGCUCUGGAACUUGAGAUAAGCGAGAGGUCACUGGCUAGUUUAGUGUCAUUUAAAGGAUUAAGUGGCAAUGCUGAGACGUUUAUCAAGGAGGAGGAUCACGCAGCUCUCGACAACAUGUCAAAAUCUUUGGAAAACUACUGGAGCUCCUUGUGUGAUCUUGCGGAACUAUUGCGAGUUUCUCUCGAAGAGGCUUCAGCUAAACAAAAAGCAGCUUUCGCUAAGUUCAAGGAAAUAGAUACUUGGCUGGACGAGCUAGAAACAUGCAAUCAAAGAGGCAGCAAUGGCGAAACUCUGGAUACUUCGCUUCAGAAACAAAUGGUGCUCCUUGGAGAGUUAGAUCAGAGAAAAGACGCCAUCGCAUUGCUCACUGUGUCAACGGAAUCAGAUGGGACUUUAAAUCUUCUGAGUGAUGCUGAGAAGGAGACUCUCUCCAAACAAUGCAAACCAAUAUUAGAUCACAUCGAACGAGUGAGGAGCAGUGUUCUCGAGCGGAAAGCAAACUUUGAAAAAAGUGCUCAUGACCUCGAGGAGUUGAUGCAAAAUAUAAAGAAAGCUUUUGACUGGCUGCAAGUAGCCGAAGACAAUGUGAAGAAAAUAUGCAGUGCAACAGGAAACCAGAGCUCUAUCAAUGAUCUAAAAGCACAAUUAUCAGAAAUUGACGCUUACAAUCCAUAUGUUAUCUACUGCAAUCAAAAAGGCAACGACUUAUCGCCAACUUGUAGUGAGCGUCAAAAGAAGCAACUGGAAAGUAGCUUGAAAGAUAUAAAUUACCGCUAUAGCGUAUUGAAGAACUUAGUCGAGAAAGACCUGCAACACAAACAAACGAUUGUCGCUAAAGAGAAAGCCAUAAACGAAGAGAGUGCAAAACUAUUGAAAUGGCUAAAAGCAACACAAGGCAAAUUGGAUCAUUCCCCAUUGGAAGGCCAAGCUGAGAAACUUGAAGAAAAGCUAAAAGCAGCUCGUGACAUGGACGAGGAAAUUCAAAAGAAGGAAGUGAUUUUGGGCGAACUGCUCUCAAAGGUCGGCAAUUUAUCAAAAGAGAUAAGUAGCGAUCAACGUGAACAGAUUGAAGAAAUGAUUGAUGAGCUGAAAACUGAAACAGAAAGAAUGAAGAAGACAAACAAUGCGCACAAAGUACAACUUGAAGUGGCUUUGCAAACCAAGAAAAGUUUUCUGGAUGAGUUUGACAAAAUCGAAGAAGCCAUUAAGACUGCUAACAGUGACGUGAACAAACUUGCCAAAGAAAAGUUUUCAAUAAUAGAUUCUACUGGAACAGAUGACAAUGUUGUGAAAGCUAAGGAAUUGAGUUUGAAAGCUGAAGAAUUAAAUGACAAAUUGAAGGCUUUGCAGCAAAACGCAGCUCAAAUGGAACCUUCGGAACAAAAAACGUUACUCGAAGCCAAAGUCAACCGCCUAUUAGAUCAACAGAAAGACUUGCAAUCUAAGUGCAGUGACGCGCUCGAAAGCGCUGCUAAGACUGCAGAAGAUUUGAAAGUCCUGAAUGAGAACCUGGUAGUUUCUGAAAAGAAGAUCAAAGAUAUUUUGAACAACGAAAUGCCAGAUCCAAAAUUAGCAGCACAGACAAGAUUGGAAAAAUUAGCGGAUAUUGAAGAUUUCACUACAGAACUUGAGAGAAAAAUGAAGGAAAUUUCUGACAAAACUUUGGAUUCUGUGCGCAAAUUGUCUCGACCCGACAUCGAAAAACAUAACAAACACAAAGAUUUAAUCAAAACUCUCUUGGAAAAUUUGAAAUCAAAGCUAGUGUCGGAAAAGCGAAAAGCCAACAGUGCUAUAGAGAAACGAGCUCUUAUUGCAGAAAGUCUGGAAAACGCCAAAGAGUUCCAGAAACGAUUCGAGGAGAAUCUUAAGUUCGAUUCGUUGCCGCUUGAAGUUUCUUCUCUGGAAACAAUUUUGGCCAAAUUUCACUCAAUGCAAGAUGAGCUAAAACAUCACGAAGAAAAUCAACGCGAAAAGUUUCAACAAGCCAAGAAGUUCUUAGAUCAAAAUCGGGAGCCGUAUGAUGAUGAAAUUUCAUUGGCGAAUGAAGUUUUCGAUGACUAUCAUAGUUGCAGUCAAGCGUUGGUCAACCAAAUAAAUGGGGCUGAGCUAGCUUUGAAGCAGAGAAAAGAAUUGACCGCAACUUUGGAUGCUAUCGAAAACUGGUUGGGAUCGACUAAAGAGUUCAUGAAAGGCGUGGACCUCGGAGAUGCUUGCAAGUCGGAGAAGCUCGUGGAAAAACUUGAGAAAUUGAAAUCUGAAAUUGGUCAUCAGAACAAACUUUUGGACUCCGCAAAUGACAAAGCCAUGGAGAUAGCAGCCACUCUACCCAUGGACGACCAGGAAAGUCUGGAAGCCCGUUUCGAAGAGAUCGAUCUGGAAAACGUUGAAUCUCAGUUGAAUAAAUUGAGUUCAAAGUUAACUAACAGUUUGAAAAACUUCAACACACUGAAACAAGGCGCAACUGAAAAUGCUAAACGGUCUAAGGAGUUGGUCGACUAUAAGCUCGAGUUUCCAAUUUCGAUCGAAGAUGCGAAAUAUCAAUUAGAAACGGUUCAGACAAAGAUUUCGGAUCUUGAUUCGCUCGCCGAUGAAAACGAAGAACUUGUAAAGAUAUCUGAACAGUUGAAAAAAAUAGCAAACCAAAACUCAUCGAAAGCUAUAUCUGAUCUAAUGAACGGUUUGCAAUCACAGAUGCAAAACAGUAAAGAAAAAUUAACAGAAAAUCUUAAGUCAUGCCAAGAAAAUCUGCAGCUUUGGAGCGACUAUUGGGCGUCCAUUGAAAAGUUCGAAGAGCGUCGAAAAAAAGUCGAGUCCGAGUUGUUUGACCUCGAUGAAGCUUUGCCGAAUAAAAGUGUUCUGAACUCGGCUAAUGAACUUCGAGAUUUAAUGAAUGAUAGUGACAUUCUGGAUAAUAUCAGCAAGUUUACGGAGGCAUUGUGUCAGCGUGUUCCGGAUAAGAAAUCGCGGGAUCAUUUGAUGGACGUUGACAAUAAGCUGAAGAACAGUGAAAACGACCUUGUCAGUCGUCUAGACAGUUUAAUAGAUGAAACAUCGCACAGUUUAAUGUGUGAAGAAGAGAUAGUUGUUCAAGCGGAACAAUCGAAACAUACUCUGAAUGCAAUCAACGAGCAGCUUUGUUCACUACCUGUAGCCGAAGACGACUUAGAAACAGCCGAGCAGUCAGUGGACGACUUGCUUCGCUCGCUCCAAUUGGUCGACCAAACAGUUGAAUCGCAGAAGACGAAGAUGAACCAAAAUCCGAGUCGAUUCAAGAACCCGAAUGUACUCAAAAGUCACGAGGAUUUAAAAAGCAAACAAAAUGAAAUUCGAGCUAUUUUGAAUGAAAAAGCAACUGUAGUCAACAAAGAAAAAGAACAAGCGGAGCAGUUUAAGAAGAAAGCGAGGGAGUUGCGAGGAGAGAUCGAGAGGAAGAGUGGGGAGGUUGAGAACCUGCAUAGACUCAUGCUCUCAGACACCUCUGCAGAGAACCUCUCUCUGGUCAAGGGACACCUCCAGAAAUCCAACGGGGAAAUGGAGCGCUUGCUUGAGCAACUUAAAAACCUGGAGAGUUGUCCCGUUUCUAAGAAAGUCAAGGAACCUAUACUCAAGGAGCUGCGAGACCAGCUGUCGAUGACUCAAUCGAUGCAAGGAAGCGGCGAACAGAUUUUGGACAAAGUGUCAGAUUUGAUGGAGGAAUUCAAGAAUAACUGCAAUGAAGUGAGGGGUUUGUGCGAAGAGGCGAAGUCGAUUGCACCAACACAACCGGUGGCUUCCUUGGAUUCGAACACCUUGCAUACGUUGACCGAAAAAUUGAACCACUUCAAGAAUAAGUUUGACGCUGCAGUGCCUCUGUUGGAUUCGUGUGACAGUUUGAGGGAUAAAAUAGAGCGUCUUUUGGGCGAAGGAGUCAACAUGGAUGACGUCAGAUUAGAGACAUCUGAAAAUCACGCUGAGUUCGACAGCCAAUCAAAACAAGUGGAAGAAUUAUCAGCUGAGCUUCUUGAGGAACUGCAAUCUCGUACAGAUGCUUCCAGAUCUCUUGCCGACCUGAAAGCGAACUUGGAGAACAUUCUAGAAAGUCUAAACGUCCUCGGAUCAGAAACAUCGCCAGAGACGGAUCCAGAAAAAACAGUGCGACAAUUAAAUGGUUUGAAGAAAAGUCUGGCUCAGAUAGGAGAAAAUGCUAAUAAAAUUGGUGGUAAGUUGAAGGAACGGUAUGCUGAAAAACAAGUUCCGUUGCCGACUGACCUUGCAAAACAGCUCUCUCACAUCAAGUCUCUUCAAGCGUCCGCGACAAAGUCGACCAAGAAUGUGGAACGAAAGCUGCAAAAUGAACAGCAAGAACAGCGGAAGUACCUGGACGGACUCAGAGAAGUCUCGAAACAGAUCGCGAAACUAGAAGACGACGAUUUAGCCGUGAUUGAAAAGAUCGCCAAUCUGGAAUCGUUUGACGAUCUGAACAAACUCAGAUCUGAUGUUGAGGAACUUAUGACUCAGUUAAAUUCAAUGGAAAAAAGUUUGAGUCAUCCAUCAAAAUCUGCAGAUGCGUCAAAAGGCGGCGGAGAUCAAUUGAAGUACAUGGCUGAAACGAUUAAGCGUCUGAAGGACUCGCUUAAUAGCCAUCUUCAAUCAAUUGACGAAACGGCGUCUAGUUGGACUGACCUUCAAUCAGCCUUGAAUGAUCUCGAAGCUCAAGUUGUGCAGAUUCAAAGGCGUGUUCCUCUAGCACCGGUUCAAAUCUACAGUGGCGAUGAAUUGACCGAACGUGUCGCUAAAACGAAAAGUUUAAUUGACGAAAUUGAAGUGUGUGGAAAAAAUCUGGAUGAAUUGAAAUCGCGGGUUGAGGAGUUUACGAACAGUUUGGGUUUGUCGUCGGCUGUUGGUGUUGUCGACGAGGCGUACGCUAGUGCACAGAAGCAAUUCACCGAAGUUGACGAUUUACUGAAAAGUCAUAGCAAGAAACUGACUGAUGAAAAUAAGAGAAGGACUUCAGUUCUGUCUCAUCUAGAACAGUUGAUAGUGAAGUGCAAUAAGUGUGUGGAUGGUUACAGUGGCUCUGUCUCUAUCGGAAUCUCAGUCGACGACGUCACCGCUGCAAUCAUUGAAGUGCAGGAGUCACAGAAAAUUCUGACCUGCGACAUUGAAUCCAUGAAGCAAAAACUGUUGAAUGAGAAGAAUUUCUACGAUUCGUUCAACUGUUCUCUCCCAUCUGACAUUUCGAAGAAGCAGAACGAACUGAAGUCAGCCGAAUCGCUCUUCAAUUCAGCUGUUGUGUCACACGAGAAGCUUCUCGAUCAGUGUGCGCGUGUACGUGGUGGCUACGCUGACAAACAGAUGAAACUAAAUGAGACUCUUGAAGAACUGGAACAUAGUCUGAUGGACUUGAACAAGAAUGUGCAACACGUGAACAGAGUGCGAGACAUUCCCGAGUUGAGAAACGACCUCGAUAUUCUCAACGAUGAGCUGACACGUUGCAAAAAACUGUCAACUGACCUUGAAGAAUCCGCCAACGAGUUGAUGCAAUCAUGCAAUGAACCCUCAAAAGCUUUGAUCAGCGACCAAUCAAAAUCGCGCUUGGAACGUCUCGAUGACGUAACAAAGAUACUCGAAGCUUCGUCUGCAGAUUUUGACUGGCUUACGAGUUUUGUUCAUAGUUAUUUGAAACAAGAAGAUGCAAUACAUGCUAAUAUCCGUGCAAUACAAUCUAAGUCGGUUUCAAAACCCGCGGCAUUUUGCGAUGACGCUGAGAUUAUUACGCAAUCGACACGACUUACCACAUUAUCGGAGGAGAUGACAGCUGCCGAGAAGCAAACGCAGCAGCUAGAAGAAUUUGUGAAAGAAUCGCAGAAUAAGUGGUCAAAAAAGGUCCCGAAAUGCGACGUUUUUAAAUGUGUGGCAGAAAUUGAUGAUAAUCUGAAACAAUGCAAGGAAAAUUUGAGUGAGAAACUGGCAGAUUUUGAGCAAGAAAAGGAGAAGAGAAAGUCUUCAACUGACAGUUUGGACGCAUUUUUAGAGCUAAUUGCUUCUUCCGAGCGAGUCUUGGCUGAGUUGGACAACAGUUCGUCGUCGCCGGCAUCGAACGCUCUAGAGAAAAUCCAGAGUUUGAAAGCGACGUGUGAGAGUGAAAUGAGUCGAUUGGAUGGCCUGUUGUCAGAGAUUCAGUCAGAUUACCACCGCAAAUCAUCCACUCUCCCCAUCACCCUCGUCCACAAAUGGGACGAGGCGAAAGAGAAGUCAAACAAGCUCACUCUUGUCUUGAAAGAAAAGGAGUUCGCAGCCCAAGAAGUGAAGGAUCUCGAGUUGGUUUGUUCGGAGACUAUUCAGAAUGUGACCAAUACAUUGAGUGAAUGUCAACAGGAGCUGGCCAAUGAUGAAGACUACUUGGUCAAAAUUGCAGACCAGACGUCUACACUGGCUGCUUGUGACAGGAACAAAGAAAACUUGAAACGCGUGUCCGAAUGCAAGUGUUCUCUGAAGAGCAUAGAAGGUAUGGCGAAUGCGCCUUCGCAGAAGAACAGAAUACCCGUCAUGUCCAAUACCAAGGCACUCCAUACCACCUCCGACCGCCUUCUUGAGAAGCUCCAGGAGCGGCAGACACAACUGAACAACAGUUUGGACAACUGGCAACGGGCGGCCACUCUGGCCCAGGAAUUGUCUGCUGUCGUGGAUGAGUCGUCGGGUUUGAUGGGGGACGAGAACGUGUUCGGAUUGACAUCAGAGAAGUUGCAGGAGUUUCAGACUUCUGUUGAGGUCUUGAUGUCUGCAGUUGCCGAUAAAGCCGAAGCAAAAUCUGAACUGUCGGCGCUUUUGGAUAGUCUGUGUACGAACCAUGGCCAGGCGGCCGACGAUGCAAUCGGCAAACUGAAGAGCCAAUUGGAAGCAUUCGAAAAGGCUUCGGGAGAAAGCAGUUCGAAGUACAGGUUGGCGUGUCAAGAAACAGACGCGAGAGAGAACUUCAUUAAAGAGUGCUGUGAAACUGAAGCUGAGUUGGAAUCCAUGCAGAAAAGUCUGCCUGAUAUUGUGAAAUUGGACAGUGAGAAACAGAUCGAAAAUGCAGUCAGUUUAGCCCAAGUUACAGCCAAGAAUAUCGGCGAAAAGAAAGACAAGGUCAAAAAAUUAGCCCGGAGCCAGUCGGACAAAUUCAGAAAACAAGUGCCUCCAAAACAUCAGCAGAAGUUGAGAAGCGUCGAAUCGUUCCUGGAAGCCGCUUCCAAGAGCGUCGAAGGCUACUCGAAAUCAGUGAGCGAAGGGCUGACUAUUACGAAGAGAUUCAACCAAGUGAAUCAUAGAACGAGGCAAGAGGCUUCCAAGUGUGAACAUGUUGUAGGCACAGUAAGCCGAAGUCCGUCUAGCCUAAAGAGUCAAGAUUCGUUGCAAAAGAUUCUGGCAGAUCUUAAGGAGUCCAAGCGCAGCAUGGAGAAUCAGACGAAAGCGUUGAAGAAUGAGCAAUUUGUGGAGAGCCUAAAACGUCUGGGUCUGAAGGAACUGUCAAUCAUAGUCGAGAACGAGUUGAACACAGUCUUGAAGGAGAGCGACAAGUCAACCGCGUCUUGCGACAACGCUAUACAGUUUUACGAGGGUUGUGCCGAGGAUUGGAAGCUGUUAUAUUCGUCCAUGUCUGGUUUUGAGGAGAAAAUGGCGGGCAUGAAAAAUAAACUGAUUGAGUCGCCUUUCCACUCAUUGGGUGACGAGGAUUUACGAGCAGAGAUAUGCAAAACUGAGGAGUUCACUCAGCUAUCUAGCAGAGACAAAGAAUCGAUUGAUCAAUUGAAAAUGGAAGGAUCGAAGCUGUGUCAGAAACUAGGAGAGAACGGAUUCUCACACCAGAUCAGAAGAGAGAUGCAGUCAAUCGACACACAAUAUCAAAACUUCCGAGAAAUGCUGUCACAACUGUCGACUGAAGUGACGGGUGAAAUUGAGAGGCGAGAGGAGUUCAGAGGUCACAUGGGCCAAGUGGAGACCCAAUUGGAAGGAGUGCAUGACCAAGUGAAGAACAAGCUUCUGUUCACACUCGACCAGAACAGUGUGGCCGCCAAAGUUGAAGAACUUAAAAAUGCAAGCAGAGAAAUGGACGACUUGUUCAGUCCAAUCAAAAUUGAGUACCUCAAACGGGAGGAUUUGUGUGGCCAGAACAAAUCCAAAGUAGAUGUGGAAACGAAGUCGAUUUAUGACAACCUCCAGAGUUCUUUAGUAGCACUGAACGACAAGAUAGCUGCUCAGAUCAAAUUAUCAGAUAUCUAUCGGGAGAAGUUGCGCAAGUUCUACACGAGGUAUUCAGAGUUGGAGAGAGAAAUGAGUUCGUUCUCCGAGGAGUUGCGUCAGAGUGUCGCUCCUCCUGCUGCCGCACAGGAAGAGGAUGAGUCUCUGGAUGUGGUGGAGAAACAGCUGGCUACUCUGGAGAAUCUUCUGGUACGUCAGCAGGAACUGCAGUCGGCCGUUGACAGCUUGAUGCAAAUGGCGUCAGAUGAAAUUUCUCCGUUCCUAAAUGGAACCGGGAAAACGAACUUGAACGAGAAAAUGACUAAGUUGAAGUUUGAUGCGAAUUCGCUGAGAAACGAAGUCAACUCCAAAAUAUCCAACCUGCGUGUGUCACAGCAGUCAUGGAAAAAGUAUCUGAAUUGGCUCAAACAGACGAAUGAGUCGAUUAACAUUCUCAGAACAGAACUGGACAAUAUGGACUGGAAUGUUUUCACGCUAGAAGGCUUCGAAGACAACAAGCAGACGUUGGAGAAACAACGGCAGAAACUGAAAAGUUUGGAAAGUGAUGUUUCCAAUGCAAACUGCUCCGAUGAGCUUAUCGAGAAAUUAACCAACGAGGAUCUGAAGAAUUCGAUUCAGAAGCAGAUUAACAAGAUCAAAGGACAGUUCCAGAAACUGCAAAAUUCAAUCGAGGAAAAACAGUCAGACAUCAAGAAUGAAGAGGGAAGCCGCACUAAAUUCCUCGCCGACGUGUUCCGCGCCUGUGAUUGGAUAGAAGACAGCCAAUCACAGUUGGCCAACGAAUUGAAUGCUGCUGGAAACCUCAAGGAAAAGAUCAAAACCUUAAAAGGAUGUUUGCGAGACUUGAAGACUAGAAGUGGCCAGAUUGACAAACUAUACUCGUAUUGGGAGAAGCACUGUCAGUCUGUGAAUUGUAAAGUACCCGAGCCUCUCUUCAGUAAAAAUGCGGACUUCAGGGAGUCGGAAAAUAAAUUCAGAGGCUACCUCGAAAAGGAGAUUGACAGGAUGAGUGAAAGCGAGUCCAAAGUGAACAGUAUCCGAGAAAGAUUAGACGAUAUCGGCGAAAAACUUCUGGCUCUGGAUGGAGAUCUAGCUGCGGCAGAGGAGCAGAAGUUCGACCAGAACUGUCGCGAAGACUUGAAUCAGAAGCUCGUCCAAGUUCAGGAACUGGAUUCGAGCGUGAUUCAACUAGAGAAAGAUGUGAGUAAUGUUUUGGCUGAGUUGGAGACUGAGAAGGUUCUCAAUUCUACUUUCGCAAGCGAGAUGCAACAACUGCAGGCCAAAGUAGUCAGCGCUCGCAACCAGAUCGACUGGCUUACAAGAUAUGUGGAAGAAUGCGGCAAGGUCUGGGACAGCCUAGAGCAGAAAGAACAAUCGAUUCAGAGUUUGAUCUCUUGUCUUAAAGCGAAGAAGACGAACAAUCUAGACACGCUUCCAAACAUGGAACAGGUUCUAGAGCUGUCAAGCUUGUUGCAGGCUGACGCUAAGAACCUCAGGAACGCCAAAAUAGAGGAGUCCGCUUUGACUGCACUCGCAAGCCAGUUGUUCGACUCCUUCGAGGUUCUCAGUCCCCGAUUGGACAAGAAACUGAGCGGAAUCAGCCAGUCUGUGAAGGAACUGCAGACAAAUAACGCCAACUACCUCGCAACUUGUCAGAAAGAGAUUGAGAAUCGGUCGAGGAUGAAGAAGGGUCUUGAUAAGCUUACGAGUGGGGUGGCGGAGUUGAACUCCAAACUAGAUGACUUCGAAGAGUGGGAUCUGCAGGUCUGGGACGAAGAGCAGCUGAGCAAGGCCAUUCAGCAACUGAAGGAGGACAACGAGCAAUUGGAAGAACUAAGUGCCUCCAAGCUCAGACUCAUUUCACAGCAGCACAGUUGGUACAAGAAAGAGUCCAUGCCUGAAGAGAGUGAACAGAACUGUGCUCACUUAGCCGACCAGAUCAAAGUAGCGAAAGAGAGAGUGAACAAGAAGCUGCAAGAGCUGAACGGAUUGCAGGAUGAAUCGAAAAAGUGUGACUCACUCAUGAGAGAGUUGAAUGCAGUCUUGGAGAAGGGACUGAAAUCGGCUGAAAAGAUAACUGAAUCUAAGAAAAAUCUGAAAUCGAGCAAAGAAUCGGACACACUUAUUGAGAAUUUGAAUGAGCUCAAAAAUCAACUGGAAUGCAACGCACUCAGCGUAAUUCGAGACCUGAACAAUCUCGUACCCAAAAACGGACCAAACCUGAAGCUACAGACGAAAUGCAGUGAGAAACAAGCUGUUUUAAACCAACUCGUGAGUCAAAUUGAGCGUGAGUCAUCUGAAAUACGAGAGGAGUCGGAUUUAUGGAUGCGAUACGAGGAGAGUCGGGAAGAGUUGGAGUCAAUGGCUAAUAUGAGUGAUGGUGUUGAGAAGUUGUCUAGAAAGGAUGUUUCUACGGAGAAAGGGCUGGAAGGAACUAUUGAAGAGUGCCAGAGCCUGCUUAUUAAAUUGGGUGGAUUGGACAAUGUUGUUGCCGCAGUGAACGACAAGUUUAGCCAAGUUGAGUCUAAACUGAAAGGCUCCAAUGGAGUUGCAGAGGAGAAACUACACAAAGACGGAUUAGUUGAUUCUGCCAAAAGCGCGUAUGCCACUGCUGCUAAACUGGUUAACAAACUGGCAGAAGAAAAACAGCGGAGAUCAAAGUUUAUUGAGUGUGCAGACAGAAUUUUGUCGUUCAUGGCCGAAAUUCCUCGGGAAUCGACAGAUGUUUCGUCAUGGAAUGAAGAGAAAGCUAAGCUUCAGGAAACCAACGGGCGUUUCCAGAAAUGCAUUCAAGAGUUCCAAACGUCCAAAACCGACAUGAUAUCGAAGACCAAAGACACUAACAUGCCACUACCGACUCAGGUCUCCAGUAAAAUGACCGAUGUCGAAGCCAAAAUUCCAUAUGCACAAAAGGACAUGACAUCUCUUAUGGACCACUGUGCGUCCAUGAUGAGGGUGGAGCAUGGUCUGAUUGAAGAGAAUAUCGUUCAGUGCUCUGAUUGGCUGAAAAUUGCAGAGGAGAUAGUGGAAAAAGCUGCAGAGCGAGAGAAAGCGUCGCUCGAAGAAAGUGUCGAGAAAGAGAAGAGUCGCAUAGCAAGUAUGAAGUUCUCCCUGCGUGCGCUCUCAGACGGGGGAACCAGCUCAAAUGUGAUUGGUCAAUUAUCGGAAUCGAUUGACCAAUUAGAAGCGAGGUUGAAAGGAGUUGAAGAAAAGUGUAGAGAGUCAUUGAGGAAGCUUGACACAACUGGUCGACUUCAAAGUGAGUUCGAGGAACUGAACCAGAGCAUUGUACAAUGGGUGGAGAUCGGCGAAAGUAUGAUGGCCAAUUCUGGUGGCAACAAGGCCACCGGAUAUGAUGAGCUCUCCUCCUUUCUCAAAAAUGUCAGGGAUCUUCUGGACCAAGAGGGAUCUCUGGAUUCGACUCUGUCUCGCAUGCAGGACAUUGCGGAGCAGUUGGACGACACUAAGACAGACCGCACUCUGGAUUCCAGUACGGAUAGACUCAAAAAGGUUUCCGAACAGCUUCGUCGCAAACAGGAUGAGCAGGGGGUGAUUUUGGAGGAGUGGGUUGAUGUGGGCCAUGGGAUGAAGAGACUGGAGGCGUGGGUGGAGCAGACCCAAAAGACACUGGAGAGACCCGAGGAACAUGUGAAUGUGAGAGACCAGCUGCAGAAGAAAGGAGAGUUGAUUGCCGAGAUAGAGGGUAAGAAGACAGAAGCUACUGAGUUGGUGAACAGGAAAAAGAAAGUGUCCCAGGCACUGGGAGAGAAACAGACCACGGCAUCCGGAACCUCUGGGCUGAUUGAGGAGGAGAGCUUAUUCGCUGACCAGCUGUCCAUGUUGGAACACGAGGCCAAAGAACAGGAAAGUGUGUUGCGAGAAUCCGUCAAGAUUCAGGACGCUUACGAUAGAGACGUCGACAGACUGAAGGCACUCAUUGACGAUGCCCAGAAGCAGAUCAAUGCUAACUCCGUCAAACCGAAAAACAUAGAUGCUCUCAAGAAACAAAUAGCGGAACACAAGGCACUGAGAGCUGAAAUUCAAAAGUACGCCAAGGAGAUCUAUGCCAUCAACGAAAAGACUCGCAAGCUGGCAAGACUCGGAGGACGAAGACAACGGAAGAGCAACGACAUGCGAUCCCUCUUUCCGAAAGGACGUCCCAAAGCCGGAACUCCCUCUGACUUCUCUCCCAUCAUGGAGGGAUCCGCUUCGCCACUUAGCCCCCAUUCUUCAAGUUUCGUAGCAAUCGGGAGGUCUAGGGAGGACCUCUUGAUGGGAUCCAUGGGGUCUCUAGGACUCACAAGGUCCAGAGAAAACAUCUCGAAAUCCAGAGAAAGUUUAUCAAAGUCGAUUCGAGGGUCACGUGAGGACGUUGCACAAAGCAGUUUGACUGAACCACCUUCCAGUAACCUUUCAAAGUAUACAUUUUUGAAUGUUGUGACGUCACGAAAUUUGGAAACCAUAAAAGAGCCCAGCGAACUCUCUCGAAGUACUAAUGACGAUUCAGCUGAAGUCCAGGAACCGGAGAUCAAAUUAAAAGAAAAUAUUAUACUUGACUUGGAAAUUCCUCCGAAUGAACCGAUUACAUCAUUGUCCUCUAAUUCGAGUCUGUCUUCUAGUGGAAAUUUUCUUUUGACAUACGCAACACCUCCUUUUAUGGAAACUACUCCCGUCGACUCUAGUGGAUUUCAAAGUGUAACGAGUUCUCGGGAUUCUAAGAGGUGUAAUGUUUGGGGCCUUUCGCCUAGAGGAAAAUUAACGGAAAUUUCUGAUGAAGAAAUGAACUCAAAACCAACUGCAAAUGAAAAAUUAAACAAUGAGAAUUCUUUGCAGUUUUCUAGAGCGCCGAUUCUGAAGUCAAAUUUUAGUCCUCAGCCGUCGAAAUCCACUCUUAACUUGCGUAGAGAGUCUGUCAUUGGAGACUUCACGUCUGGAAACGCGCAUCAAGAAACGCCGGGAAAAUCGACCUCAGUUAUUGGCCCAAAAUUAACUAGAUCAGCAGAAUCGGAAAAAUACGCGAAAAACUCAAAUGAAAAAUUUUCUUCAUCUUUACCGCGUUGAAAUAAUACUUAACAUCGCGAACAGUUUAGAAAUCUCAACUAAUUUUAAAAUUAUUCGAUUGUAUUUAUGUCCUCAAAAUUGUAAAAAGCUUUCAUUUUGUAAAUAUUUCAUGGAAAUUAAUCAACCCGAUAAUUUAAA
Symsagittifera roscoffensis is the source of this 13978-nucleotide messenger RNA. Its product is annotated as nesprin-1-like. The record is from RefSeq and is a predicted model, not a curated record. NCBI's taxonomy places the organism in Eukaryota, Metazoa, Xenacoelomorpha, Acoela, Convolutidae.